This is a messenger RNA of Fusarium sp. VM40, 5877 nucleotides long. The record is from the annotation of a GenBank genome assembly. Lineage: Eukaryota; Fungi; Ascomycota; Sordariomycetes; Hypocreales; Nectriaceae.
AUGGACGAGAAUAUUGGGCCUCGUCUUUCGGGACACGGUUCUAUACCGUCUACAGCUAGCUCUAACCUAUUAGCAAACUUCUUACCAUAUGAGCCUAUCUCACGAGCCACGUCCCCCGGCAUUCCCUACCCAAAGACCGGAACCGAUGAAGACGACAAGAAGCGCUAUCGACCCCGAACCUUUGCCUACUUUUCGCAGCUUCCAUUCGAAGUCGAGGAAGAGUCCCAGCGCGAUGCUGCUCUGCAAGGUAUUCUUAAACAGCUAUACAUUGCCGUUCGAGCAGAGGAUUUCUCCCCUGGUGCCCUCCACUGGACCAAAGAGCUUCAGGGAUGGCUCAAUCUCAAGUUUGAGAUGACCAGGGAACAGCGGGCAAAGCUAGCUAAACUCUACUACUCCCUUGCGCUCGCUCCGGGCUUAGAUGCCACAGCCUCGGAUCGUUUCCUGCGCAUGGUUUUGACUUUGACAAGGAAGAAUCAUUAUUUGAAACCGGGUGAAGACCUUGUCCUUGAAUGGAGGCCCCUUUGGAACGAGAUCAAGGCUUGGGUUCUGCCAUCAGAGGUCCCCGCGCACCAAAGCAACCGUAAACGCUCAGCGAAACAACUCCUCAAGCUGUGCAGUCAUGCCCACACAUACUUCGAUCCCUCCGAGCGUCGAGCAAUGUUGGAGGAAUUCUUGCCGUUCUUUAGCGUGAAUGAAUUACCGAACGCGUUUAUCGUUGCAGGUGUUUUGAACACUCUGCUUCCCAGUCACCCCGCUCCGGUCAGCGAACCUCAGUCGCAGCCAGCCGAUAUCUUCCCCACGCUCUUUCAUCUAUGGUCUAUCAUAAAUCGAUCCAAGGCUUUUGACAUCUUCUUCAUUGACUUGCUGUCCCGUCUUGCCAGAGAUCACAUAGCCUGCUCAUAUGUUCCCUUUGGUAGUCAUGGCAUUUUCUCUAAAGAUCAAUCCGACCUCAUUUUCACAGCCAUUUUGAGGCUCACCCAGAUUCCUGUGGGCCAAGCCAACUCCCCCUAUACGCCGUUAGACUACCUUUCCGGCGCAGGUGUCUACGUGGAGAAGGAUAAGAAAAAGUAUCCCGUGGCCUACAUGAUUUCUCGUUUGAUCGUGAGCUCUUUGUCCCCUGCUUGUCUGAAGGAUGAUGACUCUAUCAUUUCGCAACUGGAGGGCCUCAUGGAGUCCAUUGACACAUUCUUCCAUCCUUCGAACCAAGGCUCAUGGACCACCAUGCUUGGUCAAUUGACUCUCUACCUCACUGAAGCAUUCGUGUCGCGAUGGAACCGCGAGCAAAGUGGCGAACUGGACCUGCCAGAGGACCGUAAGAUCAACGAUGAGUUGAAGAAGCGUUUCGUAACAUCACUCAAGGAAGUGACCUUCAUGGGCCUAUUUUCCAAGAGCAGCCGUGUCUCUUAUUACUACUACAGCGCCUUGCAAGGGCUGGCAUACCUUGAGCCCGAUCUGGUAUUGCCAGGUGCUCUGCAACGCUUUUACCCUAGUCUCCAAGGAUUAGUGGAGGUACACAGAACCACGUCAAGCUUAAACGGUCUGCAGAUGAUCGCCAACAUCAUGUCCAAGCACAAGGGUUAUAGGUGCCACAUCACUGCUCUCCUUGCUCUUGCUCUCCCGGGCAUCGACGCCAACGAUCUCAACAAAACCCAAUACACACUGAACUUCAUCCAAAGUGUCGCUUACAGUAUCCCCAUGGUGCCUUUGACUAAGGAGGGUAGCCAUAUCCAUGACACUACAUUGGCUAUGGAGUGGGUUCAGGGCCAAAUGGAUCGUAUGGAGCGUGAAGGACAGAACGUAAAGUUCGAUUACAAAAACGAACUUAGUGACGAAGACGAGGCCACUAUCCUGAGGUCGUCAACAACUGGGUUUGGGGAGUUCAUUUUGACACUACUAGGAAAGGUGUUCACUCUCUUGGAGAACCUCCCUGAUGCCAAUCAAGUUCGCGGAGGAACCCCUGAAGACAAUGUCAUCAAUGCCUUGCCAGCUGCGUUGUCGCCUCUUUUCGCAUCACUUUCACCGGAGCUCUUUGAUAUGGCCCUAGACAAGGUGGCCACAUUUGUUUCAAGCCAUGUCGUUCACCAAGCACGUGAUGCGAUGGCAUGGAUUCUGAACGCGCUUUGCAAGGUCAAUCCUGAGAAGACUUUAAAGGUCUUCAUCCCGAUGCUCGUUGUCAGUAUUCGCAAUGAGAUUGACUUCAACAAUGCUGCAUCAGAUCGAAGUAGUGGCACAGACUAUUUACCCCGCGACCGAGCUCUAGUAUGGUACGUUAGUAUGCUGGCCAUGGCUGUCGUGCAUGUUGGCAGCGAAGUGCUGAAGUACAAGGAUGAGCUUCUGGGUAUCGCUGAGUAUAUGCAGGAGAAAUGUCGUGGCUUGCCUACUAUUCUAGUCUCGAACUACAUUCAUCAUCUCCUGCUGAACUUGACCCACACCUAUCCUAUCGACCACGCCUUGUACGAACCCGAGGUCAUCGAACGUGGACUCGAUGUUGAUGACUGGGGGAAAACGACUGCGCCUGCUGACCUCAGUAUCCGAUGGCAUCAGCCCUCGCCUCCUGAGAUUGACUUCGCCGUUGAAUUGUUUGCGUCCCAAACCAAGUCUGCCAAGGAUCAAUUGGAAUCGCUAAUGAGCGACAACCCACCUGUAAGCAGAACAGGCAAGAACAAGGAGUGGUCCGAUGAAGUUUCCCGUCUUAUGCAACAAAUUCGCCUUGUUACUUCUGGCAUGGCCACGAUGUUCGACCCCGAACGUGCCGCUGGUAUCAUGACUGGCAACACCGACGAGGAUCAUGAUGUUGCUCGCGAAGAUGAUGAUGAGAUGAUGAUUGACGAAGACCCCCUUGCCGAGGUUGCGGAAGAUGAGGAACUACGCCCACAAUUCCGAUACAAGGCAGGUUAUGCGCUCAAGUCCAGUGACCCCGCAUAUAACAAGAUCCAUGACCUGCGAGAGGAACUUGGCCACCUUUUGACCAAGACGCACUCUUUCCUUAACGCCAAUCAAGAAGAUGACGUGAACUCCUUCACUGCUCUGUACUCUGCUUAUCGUACUUGGAUUACCGAUGUCGGCAUUGAGCGUACUGCUCACCCCUUGGAAAGACAUCUACGGCUCUACAAAUCCGAUAUUGCCGCCUUCAAGAUCAAAGGCCUCAGGAAAGUUUACCCUCGACCUCUUCUCAUCAAGCGGGCUGAGGCUUACCAGCUUCUACGACGUAAACACAAUGCUUCCUCGAGGCAGAAGAGCGAACUGGACAAACGGCUGUUGCUCGACCUUGCCGAAUCCAGCCUUUCGCUUUACGCCGAUGUACGACGAGUCGCGCAGAGUGCCCAAGACUCGUCGUUGAAAUCGCUCAUUGGUAGCAAACCUCUGGUUAUUCCUGUUAUUCUCGGACGUCUCAAGGAAGCUCUUGCCACAAAUGAUCACGAUAGAAUCAAGGGAGGCAUGUACACUCUACUGUUCACUUCAUUGUUGAGAACUCUCCUCAAGGACUGGCGAUUCGCACCAGAAGCCAUGAGAUUGUACAUCGAGACUGCUGGUAUCGACAAGCCUUCGAUUCAGAACUUGGGUUCAUCGGCGCUCUACACGCUGAUUGACUUUGGAAAGCCUUUUGAACGCAUGAUCAUUGUUGACGAUGAAGUUGUCAAUACAAUCAAGCCCGCUGCGGACGUCUCAGCAGCCAUCGAAAGCCGACAUCAAUUUAUCCUGCAACGUCGAACACGAGUCGAAAAGUCCAAGUCGAGCCUGGGUCUGGAAUUGAUCCAACGAGCCAAGGGUGCUCACUGGAAAAUCGCUACGCGGUGUGCAAUCUUUGCGACAAAUCUGUGUCUGCGUUUCCAUACCUUAGCGCCCCCCGAGUUUGUCGAUCUUGUCGCCCAAGGCACGAAUGAUCCUCACCCUGGCCUGCGUAGUUACUACUUGAGUGCUUUCACCUCUGUCUUUACAGCUGUUGAUAUGCGAGCUGUCUAUGGCCACGAUUAUCGCAACUAUCUUCUCGAGAAGGAAUCAAACGAUAGGAAUCGCAUACAAGUUAACGUCGAGAAAGGCGAUGCCGAGUUUACUCAUAACUUCUUGGAGGCCUUCAAACAGCCUGAGGGAGCUGAGUACAUGGUAGAUGCUGAUCACCCUGGAUGGCUUGUAUGGGGCAAGAAGUUCACGGCCUACCGAGCAAAGCCACUUCCUUUCGACGCAUACGACGAAGUAGAGAGCGCUUUGCGUGCCCAGAUGGGUCAAAUCCUGAAUCGUGAGUGGCUAUCUCAGUGCUUCGACUACCUGAAGCAGGAGCCGCGAGACGCGUCCACGGAUAGAUUCCGGAUGAGCAAUGUCUAUCUUCUGAUGCAUGUUUUCGACUUGAUGCAUUACGGGAAGACAGUGAUUACGUUGGACGAUGUCAAAGACUUGAUCAAGGAAGUAUUUGGUGAUGGUAACGACAAACACCAGCAUCGGGCAACAUCAGAAAUCAUUGGUGCUUUACUCGCAGGCUCCAGCGAUGAUCCUCCAGAUAUUCGAAACCGUGUCUGGGAGUACGCUGCACCCUUCAUGCUCAAGAUCUUUGCGGACGAUUUAACACCCGAUAACCUGCAAUACUGGCUCACAUGUCUGCACCUUGUUCUUGAUUCCAAGGACCCUCGUCGAUCGCAUGAAAUCGUGGAUACUCUUAGAGCAUUCCGAUUGGAUAUGACAUCGAACGCAGCUUUCAAGGAAUCUUCAAAGGUUCAGCUGUUGGAGUUCAUUGUCGCAGAUGGCGGUUGGCACUUUGGACACGACCAACCCAUCCUCGAUGACUUCCUUGCUCAUAUUGAUCAUCCCUACAAGGCAGUUCGUGAAGCCAUCGGCCGAGUACUGUCAGUCAUCUACAAGACUCGAUACCAUGAAUCAUUUGAGAACGUGAGCAAACUUUUGGAACAGAACAAGGCUGCCUCACCCAUCGGUAUCAGACCCUAUCAACCAACGGAGGAGUUUGCAGCCACUAUCAAAGACGUCUUCGGUCGCCUCGAGAAAUGGCGACACGAGAGAACGCCUGGCCAGCAGACACCUAGCUCUUAUACCUCAGGUUCUAAGACUGUUCUCAUGUGGCUUGACUGUACACUCUCGUCCCAUGAGUGUAUUCAGCUUGUGCCGUUCUUCCCUACCCCCUUCAUGGAAGAGUUACUUCACAUGAUGGAUGUUAAAGAGGAUCCUGAGCUAAUGAGGCUUGCGUAUCAUGUAUAUCGUCACUUACCAAACAUUCCUUUCCGCGACGGUGAAGAUGCAGAAUUCAUCGAUGCACUUAUUCGUAUUGGCAAGACUUCGACUAGCUGGCAUCAAAGGCUACGAGCACUUGUCAAUAUGCAGGUCAUCUAUUUCAGACGCAUUUUCCUAACACAAAGAGCUCAAAGAGAUGCCCUCUUUACCGCUGUGUCUGAUAUGCUUGGGGACCCGCAGCUCGAGGUGCGUUCAUGCGCUUCUACUACCCUCGCUGGUAUGAUCCGCUGCUCGCCUCGUCGCAUUCGUGACCCUACGAUCACCCAUCUCAAGGCUCGUUUCGAGGAUGAACUAGAGCGUAACCCCAUGCCAAAGCGAAAUCGCCAUCUUGCUGGGACAGAUACCCCCGUCGAUAUUCACAAGCAAAUCACAAGACGUCACGCAGCAGUACUCGGCUUAGGCGCCUUGAUUGAGGCAUUCCCUUAUGCCACUCCUCCGCCCGAAUGGAUGCCUGAGGUGUUGGCAAUGCUGGCUCGCAAAGCUGCUGCCGAUCCUGGUGUGGUGGGUAAGGCUACAAAAGCCAUUCUCAGCGAGUUCAAGAAGACUCGUCAAGACAGUUGGACAGUUGACCAGAAGUACUUUACUUCUGAACAACUCGAAGACCUUGAGGGAGUGCUCUGGAAGAGUUACUUUGCCUAA